Messenger RNA from Cuscuta campestris, 947 nucleotides. The record is from the annotation of a GenBank genome assembly. Lineage: Eukaryota; Viridiplantae; Streptophyta; Magnoliopsida; Solanales; Convolvulaceae.
GAUCGCUGCUGGGAGGUGGAGCGUCUCAGGCGAGGAUCGUUGCGGUUUCAGGUUUUGUUUCCCGUUAAUUCUUCUACUUCAAAUGGGUUGAUGAACCCUAAUUCCCUAUUUCCCCAAUUUCGUUAGCUAGAUUCUCGAGUAUGAUGAUGUUUGGAUUUUGAAUUGUAUAAGUGAUUGCGGAAGCUAUACUUCAUGAAUCAAUUUUGUGAAAUCUUCUGAAUUUCAGUUAAGUGUUUAGUUAAAUUGCUGCAAGAAAUAUCUAGAAAUUUAAUUUUAUGAAAUUUAUUUUAGAUACAUGAGUCAGCUUUUUAUUUUAGAUACAAUUUAUGGAAUUAACUUGGAGUAUAAGGGUUUAUGGGGCCACGAGCUGUGUGGACUUGUACAACCAGAAAGGAGUUGCCUUCUUGCUUGACAAAGAGGACACAAUUGCCGAGUACGAGGCAAUGGCAAAGCAAAAAAGGGAGAUGUUUUUGGAGAAGCAGAGCUCUGAGUUCCUUUACAAACUUGGCCACAUUGAGAAAAUGGAGAUCUUGACUGGCAUUGCUGACUUCAAGAAUGAGCUCCAGUCUUUCCUGGGGUCCCUGGAUCCAUCCAAGGUGGUUACUUCUGCCGAUGUCCACCAAAUCUUUGAGAAUCUUGCGAAGAAACGCAGACGGAUGGAAUAAGAGUUUGUGUGACACACUGACACUGAGGGCCAAUUUAGACUUUUGUAGUCCUAGUAAGCUUUGAUAUGUUUGUUAGAGAUCCUCGAAAAUGAUCCACAUUUCAAGUGCUUAGAUGUUUAGUGACUCUCAUAUGAAAGAACUGAACCAAGAAAGUUUUGGGGGGAAGUAGCUCAAGUCCCAUCUUGAUUUUAUGUAUUUCAUCUCAACAGCAGAGCUUAUAUUAUGAACUUGUUUAGAGAACCCACUGUUUCUAAAUCAGCCACAUAAAGGACCUUGAUGCAA